This is a messenger RNA of Anastrepha ludens (Mexican fruit fly), 450 nucleotides long. RefSeq lists its product as uncharacterized. The transcript has a single exon. The coding region runs from base 1 to 450 and encodes 149 amino acids. The record is from RefSeq and is a predicted model, not a curated record. NCBI's taxonomy places the organism in Eukaryota, Metazoa, Arthropoda, Insecta, Diptera, Tephritidae.
AUGGCUAAACCGAAAAUCGGAGACAAUGAAAGACCUACGACGUCGCAAGCAGCGGCAGCGGCCAGUGAAAUUGCCAAGAGACAUCUUAUAGUGGCACUCACUGACCGUAGUGACAAGCUGGGUCAAAUGUCGCAGGAACGGUGGAAGGUAGUGGAAAUGAAGCUACUGCAAACUCUAUUUACGAAACUUGACGCAGAGCCGAUCGCACCCAUGCCAGCAUUUGACGGAACAGGAUGGUUCAGCGGCGUCAAAAUUAUUAAAUGUAAGGAUGGCCCCACGCUUACAUGGCUAAAGGAAGCAGUAAAAACGCUACACGGCCUGUGGAAGGGGGAAUCAUUUGAAAUUGUAGAUCGCAGCUGUAUUCCCUCAAUACCGAAGGCAAAGGUUUUCAUUCCGCGAGUGGUAAAACCGGAAAAUGCACUGCGACUGCUGCAAAGACGACAAAAAUAA